Molecule: messenger RNA, 3814 nt
Organism: Sander lucioperca (pikeperch)
Lineage: Eukaryota; Metazoa; Chordata; Actinopteri; Perciformes; Percidae
Gene: senp7
Product: SUMO specific peptidase 7
Exons: 24
Coding region: 318-3479 (1053 amino acids)
Biological process (GO): protein desumoylation
Cellular component (GO): nucleus; cytoplasm
Molecular function (GO): SUMO-specific endopeptidase activity
Source: RefSeq, a predicted model, not a curated record
UUCCUGAUGCACUUCCGGUCUUCACCGGAUGUUGCCAAGAAACAUUGAAGCGCCUGUGAAGUACAGAAUCGAGCCCAGCAAAAUGUGUUCAUACCACUCUGUUUGCAAGGUGUUGGUGCAAACGUCCGUGUGAAAAUAGUUGUCUGCAAUCUACUUAUAUUCUCCGUUGAUAUCGAGAGAAGCCCCGGUCUAGGGCACUUGGAGAAAAAACACUUUAAAAACAGAGGGUUGUUGCGGGGUCGUGCAUGAAAAUGACUAAUAAUAUCAAUGGCCUGUUUUAAAUAGUUUUCUUGCUGUGCCUUACCAAAUUGUGGACCAUGAUGGAGCGAAGAAGAGCCUUAACUAUUCCAUUUAAUGUUGACAAGAAUAACUUGAUGGAUAACCCACUCAAAAUCUCCGUUCCAUGUCUUUCAUCAAAGUAUGGGAAAUUAGAAAGACAGGUUUCCUGGACUACAUUUGCAGAUUGCAAACGCAGACAUCGUGAUUCACAGCAUAAAAAUGGUUCCAUGCUGUUUGAUCACAAGCAUGCAACAUUGGAAAUGGCCAGGAGAAAGCCCCGCCUGAUCCUGACCGAUGUCCUAGAGACAGAACUGGGCAAGGCUUAUAUAGAAAGGAUGAGAAUGAGUCGAGGACGAGUGUCAAGUACACAGAGAGAGAGUGGUCGAUGUAGAGAGGAACCCCUGAUCUGCAGAGACAUGAAGUCCAGUCAGAGGGAGGCCAGGAAUGAUAAAAACAAGAGUGUAACCCCUAAAUGUAACCAGAAAACCACCUCCUCACCCACUCAAAGGUCAAGACUCAAGAGAAGGUCACAAAAUGUUGAUGAUGGAGAGGACAUAGAAGAAAGCAAAGAUAUCAAGGAGGUGAUAAUAGGAAAGGACAACGGAGACCACUUCAAAUUUGCUGAAGUUGUAGAUUGUGGGUUGUCUGUGAGCUGGGAGCCUGCCGAGGAUACAGGAAGAUGUGAUGAGUUCUCCCCAGCCAGCAUUAAGGAUAAGUGGACUGAUCCAGAAGAAGAAGUACAACACAGUGUGAAGAGGAAAAGAAAGGAUGCAGGUUCCCAGUGCAAUGGGAUAGGCAGCCCCAAACUCCACCGUGAGAGUGUGCUACGCCUCACUGGAGAAGACAGAAGAGAUGGAGGACCGGCCCCUACACGUACUUGUCUGGAAGAAAGUGGAGAAGACGGAGAUUUGGGGAGCCUGGAUCGUACCAUUGUACAGUUUGCGGUAGGAGCAGAUGAUCAAGCAGAAGUUCUGGUCCCAAUCAUCAGUCCUAAUUUGGAAGCUGGAGACUUUAUUGGUACUCCCAGUCUUUCAUCUAGCCAGGACAACACAAACACAACCAGCCCCUCUGAACCCAUUGUGCUGUCCAGUGAUGAUGAGGAGAGCGGUAACGUUCCUCAGCGCUGCAGCCCAGCGGCCCAAAGACUGAUCACUGUGGGAGACACAGUAAUACAGGGACAAUCCUCGCAGGAAGCUGUGGCCAAACGGCAAGAAGCUUCUGACAUACAGGACAUGCAGGUGUUGCAUGUAGUUGUAGAUGUUCCUGGUUCAGUGGUAGUUUCUCCCAUCCCCAGUAUAAACUACUCCUUCUCCACGCUGCACUGCGGAGGUUACAAAGGGAAAGCGAAUGGAGACAUCAUGAUAGCAGACCAAGAAAUCAUCAUACCACUGACAGACGCUGAUAAACAGGUGGAUGUGAUGUUAAUCAUUGAGCGUAAAGACCUGAGGAGGUACAGUGUUUGGGAGCAGCAGGAACUCGAGGACCGGGAGUUUCACCUUAGAGGCGACGAGGAUCCUUUUCCCGCCGCCGUCCUUCUGUUUUGUGUGUCCGAAACUGCUGCAGCUGCUUUAGAGGGAGACCUCCUCAAGCUGUGUGUCAAACAAGAUGGAACCAUGAACACUGGCAAGGUGAGCCCCUUCAUCUUGCUGACUCUGACAAAUCCUGUGGAGGGAAUGGAGGGGGCUUUAAUGCGCUCCCUCCUGGACAUUGACUGUCUCAACAGUCUGGCACAUGAAGAAUCCAUCCAUGGUGCAGGCAAAGUUAGUUAUUUGGAAGGCUUCUACACUCCUGUUCUUUCUCUGGAUGAUAGCAUAGAGCUGAUUAGAAGAACUGGACUGGACACUCACCUGCUGUCUCUGCUGGGCCUGGAGAGCACUGACCCUAGACUUGACACAGACCAGGAUGGUCCAUAUUCUGAUACAGAUGAAAGCACCACACCACACAUCCAGCUGGAGGGUGAUUCACAGAAAGAGACAGUACUCGAGCUGGAGACAGCAACAGAACAAGACACAGGGACCCAAAUUAAACCAGAGGAGGAUCGGCAAGAACAAGACCUUGAACAUCCCUCUGAGAAGAAAAAGGAGGAUCCCACUCCUGUAUACACACUGUGUCAUCGUAGAACCAGAGGAUCCUACUCCGCGUUCCUGUGUAAACCAGAUUCCAGAUGGACUAAAUUUAAACAUCAUGGCCUGGCUCGCAGGUUGAUCCAGUUUCCUCCUCCGCCAUUGAAAGGAGGAAUAACUGUCACAAUGGAGGACCUGCAGUGCCUUGACAGCGGGCACUUUCUCAAUGAUGUUAUCAUUGAUUUUUACCUCAAAUACCUCCUCCAGAAUGCCUCUGCUGCUGUGGCCGAGCGCACCCAUGUCUUCAGCAGCUUCUUCUACAAGCAGCUGACACGGAGGGACAACGCCAGUGAAGGCGUCACCAGUGACUCCUGUCAGAGGCAGAGGCGGCACCAACGGGUGAAGACGUGGACACGACACGUGGACAUCUUCAAUAAAGACUUCCUGUUUGUGCCUGUCAAUCAGGAGGCUCAUUGGUAUUUAGUUGUCAUCUGCUUUCCUGGAUUGGACAAGCCCAAAUCUGAGGCCUGGAGUGGUACAAACUCGCAAACAGGAAAGAACCAUGGUGGGACAGGCGAGUUACAGGAACAAGAGGUGGCUCAAGGGUCUAAAAGCCCAAAUGAUGACACCGAGACACCAUCCACACCACCUACAUUAAACCACAGUGACAGCAUGGACACAGAGACAGAAAAGCCUCAAGAAGAAUCCACCAAAGACCCGACACCUGGUCCAGUGAACUGCACAGAGCGGACCUUCCAGAAGAAAACUGUCAGUAAGAGGCCGUGUAUUCUUAUCAUGGAUUCCCUCAAGCUUUCUCUUCAUGAGCGGGUCUUCAAACUCUUACGGGAGUACUUGCAGUCAGAAUGGGAGGUCCGUCGUGGUUCGUCGAGGGACUUUAGUCCUGAUCAGAUGCAAAGCUCACACUGCCAAGUUCCCCUUCAAGACAACAGCAGCGACUGCGGCCUCUACCUGCUGCAAUACGUCGAGAGUUUUUUGAAGGACCCUGUGGUGCACUUUGAUCUCCCUCUACAACUACAACGUUGGUUUCCACGGCAGCAGGUGCGGAGGAAACGAGACGAAAUCAGAGAUCUGGUACUUAACCUUUACCGACAUCAAAACCUGGAUAGUAACAGAUAGACAGAUGAAACAGCUCUGCUGUUCAGUGCAUCACAUUCCUGUAACCAUUAUUAAUCACUGCUCAUACUGAGCGACAGACAUUUCAGCGUGAACUGAAAAUAUUCCCUUUGCGUUAGAUGCUGUUAUCAUUUUCUGCAUUAACUCAAACAAAACAUGUGAACCUCUGACUGUGUGUGGAUCCUGGGAGGAGGCAUCAGUUACUUUCAACACCAGGGUUCAACAAUAAGAGUUACCCGAUGGGCCCGGGGGCAAGUAAAACACCACGUCGGGCAAGUAAAUAUAACAACCCAUUUGUCUGUUCGGGACUGGCGGCUCUCGUUAGAAGAAGAAGAAGA